Ceratosolen solmsi marchali is the source of this 7125-nucleotide messenger RNA. Its product is annotated as maternal protein tudor. The coding region runs from base 120 to 6962 and encodes 2280 amino acids. The transcript has 14 exons. Lineage: Eukaryota; Metazoa; Arthropoda; Insecta; Hymenoptera; Agaonidae. The record is from RefSeq and is a predicted model, not a curated record.
UAAAUAUGUACAUUCAAAAAUAUCACAUGACUAAUUGGAAUAUAAACCAAUUUAAAUAAGUUGUGGCUAGUUAUCGAUUUUAUGCUGUAAAGGAAAGUUAAUAAAAAAAAUAAACUACAAUGGUUACAGAAAAUGAAAGAUUUGCUUUUGUUGUGACACAUGUAGAAGCAGAGGGUAAGCUACUAAAAAUAUGGGCACAAACUGAUGAAAGACUUGUUCAGACAAUUACAUCAGUUUUGGCAACUUUAAUAAACAAAAUUGAUUAUCAUGCGCCUGACAAUAUUCUUAUGUCCGAUAAUAUUAUGUCCCAUACUUUUUGCUGUGCAUUAGGAAUUAACAAUGACUUUUGUAGAGUGAAACUUUAUAGUCUACAAUUAGAAGAUUUAAUUUUAGUUAAAUUUCUUGACUAUGGAAAUGUUACUUAUGUUCCUAUUCAGAAUAUUCGUUCAUUGGAUAAGUAUCCAGAAGCCAAAGCCUUAUUUUUAUUACCUGAAGCAGCUUCUGUUUUUGUAUUAGCAGAUGUAUUACCUAUUGGAUGUUCUUGGUUAGAUGAUGUUGUUACACAUAUUCGUUCAAUUCUAGUUAAUAAUAAAUAUUAUGGAGUUUAUCAAAAUGUUCAAAAUUUCAGAAUGCUCAAGUUUACUAUAAUGGAAAAUAAUUUUAGUCAAAUUUUAAUAAAUCGAAAUAUGGCAGUAUACAGUCCAUGUAAUUUACAAAUUUCACAAUUAACUACAUUGCCAGCAGCGUCUGUUUGUACACCUCAGUCAACAAGCAAAACACUACAGAAUAAUUGGAGAAUAUCUGCAUCUCAAAAUGCUGUAUCUAUUCAGAAAGUAGUCAAAUCAAACUCUUUUAAAGCCAUUCAAUUAGAAAUAGGCUCUGUACAUGAUGUACAAAUCUCUUAUGUAGAUGAAGGCCCCAACAAAUUUUCAAUACAAUUAAUUGAAUCGAUACCGUAUUUGAAUACCAUGAUGGAAAAAAUUAACUCACAAUCUCAUCUGUAUUUACAAGAAUCACCAAUUGCAGGACAAGUAUGUUUAGGCAAGCAAACAAGUCUUAAUAGGCUUUGUAGAAUUGUUUUAAAUUCUCCUGGUGAUACUUCAUGCAAGGUUUAUUAUGCUGAUUAUGGACAUCAUGAAGUUUUAUCUUUUUCUGACAUUUACCAAAUACCAGAUGAAUUUGUCAUACCCAAUAUAUUUUCUAUAAGAUUUACUUUAAGUGGAAUUAUGAAUUGGGUUGUUAAUAAUGAAAUGAAAGACUAUUUUAGAGAUUUAGUUUAUAAUAAAAAGUUAAAACUUAGAGUUUGUCAAGGACCAAUGUCACCAUUAACUCAGUACUGUGAAUUAUUUUUAAAUGGUAAAAACUUAAAAGACACAUUAAGUGAAACUUUUCCAGAGUUAUGUCAAUUAAUUUAUUCUGAACCAAGGCAUAUGAAAAAUGGAACGAGAGAAGUUGUUUUUGUAACUCAUGUUGAAUCAAUUGUACAAUUUUUCAUUCAAAUAGAAAGUGAUAGAAAAUUAUUAGAAGAAGUUAUGAAAAAAAUUGAGAAAGUUUCUAAAACGGCUGCAAAAUUAACUUUAGCUGAAACAUAUCCUGAUAUGCCUUGCAUAGCACUUUAUGAAGCUGAUCAAAACUGGUAUAGAGCAUCUGUUAUUGAUAAAGUAGAUAAUGAAAGUGUACAUGUAUUUUAUGUUGAUUAUGGAAAUCAAGAAGUUAUAUCUAUCAAUAACAUACGAGUCAUACCUUUUGAAUUAAUUAAGGCACUUCCAAAACAAGCUAUUAAAUGUAGUUUAAACAGAUUCCAAUCGGGAGCCAUAGAUAAAGAUCUUAUUAUGAAUUUUGAAAGUUUGGUCCUUGAAGAACGAUUAAUUUUAAUAGUUCUGAAUAAUCAUCAGAACACUGUUAUAGUAGAUUUAUUUGAUGAGAAAAAUUUAUCUGAUUCAGUGAGAAUAGAUAUUGCAGAAAAGCUUCUUGAAACUUCUAAGCAGAAAAAUAUUAUUUCUUACGAUAAAUUAAAUAAAAUAAAUGUAGAAUCACCUUCAAAGGCAAUUAAAAAUAAAAACAUAAAAAUAUGUGAUAAUUAUACUAGUAAUUUGGAGAAAGGUAGUCGAGAAUACACUCAUAAUAAUAAUUUCGAAAGUCACGCUAAUUCAAAGGCUAAAUUUCACAAAGAUAAUGAAAUUGAACGAUUUGACAACAGAUAUAAACGAGGUAUUUCUGAUUAUAUGAAUGGUGCCCAAAAUAAUCGAUUUAAUAAAGACGGAAGUAAAACAGAUAGAUUUAUACAAAAUAAUAGAUUUUGCAAAAACAAUUUAAUUGGAUCAACUGGAUCAAAAGAUUAUUCAAGCAAUGAUCGUAUCAACAGAAGUUCUACUCAUAAUAACAGUUUCAACUCCAACGACUUCCAUAGCAGAACAAUUAAAGAAAAUCGAACUACUUUAAGUUCACGUUUGGAACGAUAUUCUGGUUCAGAAAAAAGUAGUAAUAAGGAAUUUGAUACUUCAUUACGCAAUAAUGGAAAACGAAGCAAUCGUAUUCAGAGGCAAAGUAGCGAGGAUUAUCGAAAACAUGAUGGGUUAAUAAAUAAUCGAAGUAUAACUGGACGUUGUGAAACUGAUGAUCAAGCAAGUAAUUUGUACAGUAAAAAUAUUAACAGUGAUGUAAAUACAACUUCUACUAAAUCAUUUAAGAAUAAUGCUUCUGGGUCAAAUAAGUCAAGGAAUGAAAAUCAGGAAACGGAGGAAAAAAUUUCAACCACUAACAAGAAGAUAUCAAAAUAUCUUUCAUCAACACCAAUUCUUAAAAUUCCACCACCUAAUAUUACUGUUGGAGCUAUAAAAAACUGCACAAUGGUUUAUUAUAAUAAUCCAGUAAGCUUCUAUGUACAACUGUGUCCAGAUAAUGAGGAAUUAAAUUUAAUUAUGAAUAAAAUAUUUCUCACUUUAAAAAGUGGAGGCAAGGCUUCAGGGGAACACAACAUAAAAACAGGUUUGCAAUGCAUAGCUCAGUACUCUGGUGAUGAACAAUGGUACAGGGCAAUUGUUGGUAAUGUUAAAGCUCACGAAGCCACAGUUCAAUUUAUUGAUUAUGGAAAUAUGGAAGACGUUAGUUUUACUAAAAUUAAAGAAAUAGAACCAGAAUUUUUAAAACUUCCUGCUCAAGCUGUACAUUGUAAAUUAUUUUGCCCUUCAAAAAUAGAGUGGUCUGUAAAAGAAUCAGAAUUGUUGUCUAAUACAAUAGAUGAUAAGCUUCUAGAGGCUGAAUUUGUCAGUAAAGAAAAUGGAGUUUAUAAUAUUUUGAUAAAAGAAGUGUCAUCCAGUAAUAUGAAAUCAACAAAAUAUAUCAAUGAUUUAUUUGCUAAUGGUAUAGAUUUAAUUAAGGAGAAAGAGACUAUACGUAAUAAAAUAAGAGAAAUUAUUAAAGAUGAACAAUCAGUUCUUCCUGAUUAUGCAUCACUGAAUGAAAAGUGGUUAGAAAAUAAACUUGAUCCAAAAACUAAAUACAACGUACAUCUUACUUGGUUCAUAAAUCCCGAAAGUUUUUAUUGCCAACUUGUAAAUCAACAAAAUAUUUUUCGUGAUAUGAUGAAUGAAAUUCAAACAACAUACAUAAACCAUCAACCCAUAUCUGAACAACUUAAAAUUGGCGAUUCGGUUAUAGCAAUUCUUCCUGAUGAUGGGAUACUUUAUAGAGCUGAAAUAGUGGAAUUACAUAAGCCUUCAGGAUACAUAGUUCAAUAUGUAGAUUAUGGAGAUCAAGCUGUAGUUGAUCCACAAAAUGUUUAUGCAGUAGAAAAAAAAUUUAUGCAAUUACCAAAACAAGCGAUUUUUUGUAGUCUUAAAAAUAUUACACCUGUAACCGGAUCUAAUUGGGAUAAUUUUACGGAAUUGAACGAGUUUUUUAAUACAGAAAAAUUCGAGUGUAUUUUUCAUGAGUCUAAAAAUGGCAAAUAUUUGAUUUCAUUAAACAAUAAUGGCAGUGACGUUAGUAGAACAAUAGUAGAUAAAAAUCUAGCUAUAUUUUCUAAUAUAACUGAAAACAAUACUUUAAUAGAAAAUUCAAUUGAAAAUAAAGAAGAUAUACCUAGAAUGGAUAUAAAUUUACUUGAAGGACAAGCUUUACAUGUAAAGGUAUCAAGUGUAGAAAAUAUUGGUAAAUUUUAUGUUCAGUUCUAUUCAGCAGAAGCUUGUCAAAUAAAAGUAGAUACAUUUAUGGCUACAAAGAAUCCACAGGUGAUUCCACGACUCUCUUGUCAUGAAGUAUGUCUUGGCUCUGGUUGCCUAGUUAACUGUAGAGGGAAAUGGAGACGAGGCGUAGUUGUAAAAUUUACGAAAGCAAAUUGUGAAGUAAGAUUCAUAGAUACUGGAGAACUCGAGCAAAUUUCAUUUGAAAGUAUGCUAGGAUUACCAGUGCAGCUCUCAGUAAUGCAGAAUCAGGCAAUUGAAUGUGCUCUUUUUGACAUGCCCUUUUCAAUAGCAGCCAAUGAAACAUUAAAGAAAGCCAUCACAGGAAAAGAUAUUAAAAUUUUUGUUGAAACAAUUGAAUGCAACAGACUUGUAGUUCAGUUGUUUGACACAAAUGGAAAUAAGAUAAACAUCAUCGAGAGUAAAAAUACUGAAAUAAUAAGUCCGAUAUGUAAUAUGCAAAUUUUAAGUUCUACGCACGAUGUUAUUAUUACGUGGAUCAACAAUUCUACCAGUGUCUGGUUACAACGAAUAUCUGAAAAGGUGUUGCUAAAUCAACUUCUUGAAGAGCUGGGAAAUUAUUAUUCGAAGAUAGAGGAGCAUGUUGCGGUCUUCGAGAAUCAAGUGUAUGCAGCAUUAAGUGAUGAUGGAAUUUGGUAUCGAAUUAAAGUAAAGAAAGUAAAUGAAAUUAAAUGUACAGUAAUGUUCAUAGAUUUUGGAAUCAUUAAAGAGAUUCCUAUAAAAAAUAUACGAACACUAGAAUCUCGAUUCUACACGCCUCAUCAACUUAGUGUUGAGGUGUCACUAACUGUUAAUUUAGGAGGUAGCGAUAAAGUUGAAAGAGAGGCCCUCGAACCACUCUUAACGGGCAAAAUAUUUUCAGCAACAUUCUAUAAUGUCAAUCGAAAAUGGAUUACUGAACUGACAGAGAAUGGUGAAAAAAUCAGUGGAAAACUGGACAUCAUUCAAAAAAUGAUUAAAAGUGAAUUUGUGUACACAAAACCGAUGACGAUGUUUGUAGGUGAAAAAUACGAGGUGGUUGUUUCGCACAUCAGCAGUCCGAAUGAGAUAUGGAUUCAGAGAAUUGAGCAGGUAAACAAUAUCGCAAAAUUACAAAAUCAGCUUCAGCAGGUAUCCUCGCCAUUACUUGAUUCCAACGUUGUGCCUGCAGUUAAGUCACUUUGUCUUGCAAUGUACUCGCUUGAUAACCAGUGGUAUAGAGCCGAAGUUCUUGACGCAGACACUGAGAUAACGACUGUUCGUUUCAUCGACUACGGAAGCGUCGAUGUAAUAGACAACAAUUUGGCACGCCUCAAGCAAUUGCCAGAUAAGUGGAAAGCCAUUGACGGAUACGCAAUUUCAACAAGACUUGAUAUCCUGCCGUCAACAGCCGACGAUUGGUCCAAAGAGGCUUGCAAACGCUUUACUGAUCUUAUUAACGCUCAGAAAACCGUACAGGCAUUAAUUAUUGCCAAUAAGACGACAAUACGUAUCGAUCUGUUCGUUUCUGAACAAAGCAUAUGUCAAAUACUUGUUGAUGAAAAACAUGCUAUCUUCUUUAAUUGUUCCGAAGAAUUUGAAUUUGAUAUGAUUGAAGAGAUUGAACUAGAUCCCCGAUCUGCAUAUGUCAGUAACAUUGUUUCAGUGGAUAUGUUCUGGAUGCAAGAAGAUAAAUAUAUUAAUGAAUUAGAAAUGAUGCAGGAUAGAUUAUUAAUGGCUCCUAUUCUUCAGCCUCUAACUGAAAUUAAAGAGGGGUGUAUUUGUAUCGCUCAUUUUCCCGACGAUGGUUAUUACUAUAGAGCAAUCGUGUUAUCUCAAAACGAAGAAGGAACAAGAGUACGUUAUAUAGAUUAUGGUAAUUCUGCUUUGACGACAGAUCUAAGAGUGAUUCCGGAAGACUUGAUAGAAAUUCAACCACUAUCUAGAAAGUGUCGCUUGGCUAAACCCGAUGGAAUCGAUUGCUGGCCCGACGGCGUCAAUAAUGUAUUCACUAAGUUAGCUGAUGAAGGCUCGAUCAUUUUUCUUUUGGAUGUUAUUGAGGAUGGUGAAAUUAGCCUUGUCAAAUUGACCUACAAUUGUAAAGACGUAGCCUCGGAGCUUUUGGACCUUUGUGCAAAAACACAUCAAAUAUACAAAGAAGACAAUCCUAAUAAAGAAAUUGCAACAAUUUUAACAGAAGAACCGUCUUUUCCAAUUGAUAAGGAAAAAAUUUCAAAUAUAGACAUAUGUACAGUAUGCUUUGUCAGCUCACUGUCGGAAUUUUGGAUUCAUAAAAAGAGUGAUUAUUUAUACUUGGAUGAUAUUAUGAAUGAAUUAUUGGUUGCUGAAAACUUCGAUUUAGUAAAGGAAAUCAAAGAAGGUAUAAUAUUAGCGGCCAAAUUCGAUGAAGAUGGUCAGUGGUACAGAUCUAAAGUAUUGUCACAUGGUGAAAAUGGGACCGAAGUUUUCUACAUUGAUUAUGGUAAUACAGCAGUAACUGACUCACAAUCAAGUUUACGCGAACUACCCCACAAUCUUGCGCAAAUUCGACCUUUAGCAACUUGCUGUUCAUUAAAAAUGCCCGAAGAUCUUGAAAAAUGGCCUAAAACAGCAUGCGAAAAAUUUAUGAACUUGAUGGAGGAUGUAACUGUUGAAUAUCGAUUUGAAAUCUUUAAUAAGAAUAAACGAUUAGACCUUGAGUCACCCAUACAAUUAUCGCUCAUCUAUCAAGAUCAAAAUAUUAUUGAUAUUUUAUUAAAUGAUGAAAAAGCAGUAAAGACUGAGCAGUUAGACAUGUAAUGAUUACAAAAAUUAAAACAAUAUUUUUAUUGACGAUAGUACUAUUAAAACUGAUAUCAAAUAUUACAUUGUAAAAAUUCGAGAAUAAAGUCUUUUUUAGCAACAAUAAAACUGAAAUUAAGAUAAGCAGUAAAAAUUACAAAAUUCAAAAAAAUUAUUUAAA